CAGACCGGCGCAUUGCAGGUAGCCUGUACAUUGAGUGGCGUAUAUAAAAGGAGCUGCCAAAAUAGUCCACAAAACCUCUGCAAUAAUGUCGAAGUCCCCUUAUCCUUCUGGGUCCAACCUCAAGGCCCCUAAGGACUGCAGAAUUAUGAGGAGGAUCAUUGCUGAAGAUCUAGACUGGUCCCUGGUUAUAGUGCCUUGUCUAUCAAACCUCUGCCUGCAAAGCAUUGUGAGAAACUUUGAGGAAAAGCCUAUAUUUGAAGAACUUAAACCCAUCCAUAGAGACUUCAUUCAGGAGAAAUUAUCUGUUUCCCUGCCUCUGCGUGUGACAGCCAAAUUGAUCAGUGAUGGCGUCUACUGGAAGAGGUGCUGUGAGCAACGGUGGGACCUUUGUGAUGUCUCACAUUAUGGCCAUAGCUGGAAGCGAAUGUUCUUUGAGAGGCACAUGGAGAGCAUUAUUGAGCUUUUUAUUCCAGAUGUCACAGAGCCAAAGACAGUUCUAGAGAUUGUCCCACUCUGUAAAGACUACGUCAAGAGGUUGGAUAUCUCCCAGCUGUUGCCGCCUAUAAAGGAGCCCCAGAAUGAGGAAGAGGAGUAUGGCUCAGAGUUGGCAAGCAACACUGAGUAUGAUGAACCCUUGAACCACUUUAACUUUAGCAUCCUGCUUGACAAGCUGACAAGUCUGGAGGAGCUCCAUUUGGUGUACAGGGUCAAACAAUGUGGUAUGAACUUUGAAUGGAAGAUGUUUGAGAUGACUGACCGAGAUUGUGAAUCCCUCGCCAAGGCCCUUAAGUCCUGUAAAACUUUGAAGCUUCUGAGGCUCCAUGAAAGCCACAUUGAGGAUAAAAAGUGCAGACUGCUGGUGAAACACCUUUUGGACCACCCAUCCCUCAGGGAGCUUGACUUCUCUCACAACCUGAUCGGAGACAGAGGAGCCAGAGCUAUCGGCAAGCUGCUCACCAGGAGUAAACUGGAGAUCCUGAACAUGUGUGACAAUGAUAUAAGAGACCCAGGGGCGAAAGCAAUAGCUCAUGGCUUGUCCAAGAACUCCACUCUUUUGUCCCUCAACCUGCGUCUCAACCGUCUGACAGAUGAGGGAGGCCAGGCCAUAGGUAAGGCCUUGCUGAACAACAACACCCUCCGUCACCUGCACCUGGGAGCCAAUGAGGUGACAGGGCUGACUGCCAUCGCUCUGUCUAAAGUGCUAGAUGAGAAUCAAACCCUGAAAAGCCUCAAUCUUUCCUGCAACAGCCUGGGUGAGGAUGGAGGUAAAGCUCUGGAGAAGGCGAUGUCUCACAACACCAUCGUCACAGAAUGUGACAUCCGCCUGACCGAGGUUGAUGAGCACAUCGUUUCCUUCAUUAACCAGGUGGCUUGGACCAACCAGAGUUUAGAACAAAAGAAACAAGCUAAAGGGAAGAAAACCAAGUAGACAUCAACAGCUACUCUUUGUAAUACAAACCAGUCUUUAUUAGUCAUUGAUCCCUGACCUGUGUAUUCAUUCAAAAGCACUGUAUGCCAAAGUUCAUAGAUAAAUUUAACCAAAUUUAAUCUAAAACUCAAAAAAUAUAAGAUCUUUCUUCUAUUUAGAUUCUGGUAUCUAGUUUGUUCUGAGCACCACAGACUGGUUAGGGAUGUCAGAAAAGUAUUGAGAGAUUGAGACACAGACCGACAUAUUGGUUUUGGUCUUUUAAUGGGAUUUGCUGAGUAAAAAUCAUAUAUAAUAUUGACAAAUUUAUCCUUUAAAAACAUUUUUAUUUUCAGGUGUUUAGUGGAGCAUAACUCGAAACAAAACGUGAAACGGUCAUUAUAUAUAUUAACAUUAACAUAUUAAGACAUAGACCCUUAAUUAAGCCAGUUUGCAAAAUGUGUAGCAUCACAGUAAUCUUUGUAAGUAAUUUCUGACACAUAUUUUAGUGAGCAUUUCAAUUUAUUGAGGAGCUUUUUUUGUCAUUUUGAUACACAGAUUUGGUAUUCAGUCAUUAUGUAACAUCAAGGCAACGUUGUGGUGGUGUUGGAAUACAUACAGUCUUGCGUUGUUUUUUAUUUUUACCUAUAUCUACUGGUUAAUAGUGUAACACCUUUGCUAGGCACCAAAAAAAAAAAUUUAAGUGUAAUUAAUGUCACAAUGUUUUCCCAAUUCUUGACCUUUCAAAGAUCACUAGUUCUGUAGAAUCAUAAGAAGAGAAGCAAAGCUAUUCUGUAGGUUCAUGGUGGACUAAUUCAGCAAAAAAUACAAACACCAGUCUAUGAUUACUGAUAGUCUUUAGAUCAGCAACCUUCAACAAUCAUUCAACCUUCCCUUAAAAAUAUGUGUGCCAUAUGUGUUUAUGCUUGCAUGUGUGUGUGCAUUUUUUGUUAAAUAAAGGUGUAUCAAAUAUAAUUUAAAAAAUGUAAAAAUGGGUUUGAAAUUAAACAAAAAUCAUUCAGACAGAUCAAUUUAAAGCAGCACAAAGAUGCUAUUGGCUGCGUUGCCUGUAGCAUUUUAAAAGGGAUUGCAUUGCCAUUUGUAACUUAACAAACUCACCCUCUCACAUCUGCACAUCAAAAAUGUCCCUGCUCCGGUUACCUCUAAGUGUGUGUGACACAUUCAUCUAAGCACAAGAUCCACAUCGACAGUCAUUCUAACCGCUUGUCUCUAUUUUAUUUACAGUACAAAGCCUUUCCGUCCUACAGUCUUGAAAAUCCACAAAAUUAUUUAAAUAUAAAAAAGAGCCCCAGAGCAUUCUUGAGUGAAAGAGUACAUAUCAUAACCUAACCUACUUAAUAAACAUGAUAAAGGGUUCAGUGCUUUGCAUGACAAAAGCGUUUAUGCUAACAGUCAUCUAUGGAGGAAAAAUGUCAUUAUGAAACUUCCAGUCAGAUUUAUAACCAUUGUCAAUACCCCAGAUAGUUUUUUGUGACUAUUGUUACGUAAACAUUGCACUGGUAAACACAUUUUUCUGUUCUGUAUGAAUAUCACAGUGAAGCCAUCCGAAAGGCUUGUUGGCUAAUCAUGAAUGAGAAUAUGUGGUGACUUCAGUAUGAAACAUUUGCCCUUCAACCUUCGCCUCCUACAAGUGGGAUAGUAAAUCGACAUUUCAGGACAUUUCAAUCCCUGGUGGAGUUUGCAUGCUCUUUGUUUGCUGUUUGUCAUGUCCUCUGGGCUUUACUAUACAAGGACAUGCAAGUCCUCCUGAUUUUCAGCCUUCUGCCCAAUGCAUGCUGGGAUAUGAUGAACCCUUCAUGACUCUGGCUAAAGAAACUGAAUGAAUUAAUGAAUGAAUUUCAGUCCAUGUCUCAUUGGUUUCCUGCUAGCUAAAAAAAAUGUUGGCAUGUUGGCCAAAAAAGGCUGCGUAGUGUAUCUCCUAUAAACCAUUUAGUUUUACAUUUCUUAUUUGCUUUCUUGAUAAAUUAGAUGUCAAGAUUGAGACCACUUUUAGGUCUGCCCAUUAAAUAUGAGCUAGAGCCAGCAGCCAGUUAGCUUAGCCUGUUUCCCUGUUUCUGGUCUUUAUGCUAAGAUAAACCAAACUGUCGAAUGAUUUAAUAACAGUAAAGAGAUCUCAAUGUACACAGUAAGUGCUACGAACUCCAGGACCUGGAGCAGGUUGCACCUGCUGUUUGUAAGUUCAGAUUUGGCUAUGUUUAUUCAUCAUGCAAGUAUUCACUAAAUGGAGAUUUACGUUUCACUCAUUUAAAAUGGAUUGCACUAUAUCAAGUAGUUCUUAUGUACAAAUUCACUGUAAAGUACAUUAAUACUACUAAGCUUGAAACUCAUAUUUCUCCAUAAUGUUUGAAUCAAUAAUUACCAGCUUCUACUUGAACUUAAUUUUAAUACAUAAACUGACACCCUAAAACAUUUGGAAGUUAUUUUAUAGCUCAUGAUGCUUCAGUGACUUGACAACUAAGACAGUCCUUACGUUUUAAUGGUGCAACCCGAUUUAGUAAAUCAUUAAUUUGAGACUAACUGGUAGUUACUAAGAGCACACAAACUAAGUGAUGAAAGUACAAAUGGCUGGUGCAACCAAAGUCCUGGAAGAACCCGAGGAACAAAUCUCUAACAAUCUCCUGUUCCUGGAAUGAGAACAUUAGUAAAGUUAUGACAGGUUGGUUCUGUGUUUACAAACCCCUUCGACAGAGUUAUUACACAGCUGAUCCUUGCAGCUGAUCCUUGCAAACACCAGAUCAAACUGAAAUGUCUGCAUAGCUGCGUAAACCUAAAGUUGAGAAAAAGAAACAAUGACCAAGUUGUGGGAUGUUGUUGCAAGCAGAAUCCUUGCCCUUAAUACGAUCCUGAGUUUUAGGGGCUUGCAUAGAUGACCUGUGAGUUGCGGAAACAGGUUAAAACAGUUUACAGACUGUUUUUCUUUGAAACUCAUUUGUUGAAUGAAAUGGGAGGUUUGAUAGAAUCUAUAUAUUUUUUCAUGUCUCACUUCCUUUGACUAUUUUCAGUGCAUUUGCUAGUAUUGCUAUAAAGAUAGUCCACAACUCCAAACCUACCACCACACAUGGAAUGUAAUGAGUAUGGCUAGUUGGUCACAAUUUACAGUACAAGCCCAUUAUUGUGAAGACAAGUCGUAACAGGAAGAAACACAAAAUGUCUGACCACAGGAAAGAUUCACACUAUUCUUAGAAAUUCAAUGAUUCGGAUGGUCCUAAUGGCAGAAAAUGCUCUGCCAACAAUCCAUGCCAGGUCAGCUUUCAGUGCGGGUCUUAUGAGAUGAUGACUGGCUCGUAAAUAAACACUUCUGUUUUCUUGAAUGAGCUCUGUGCUUAUUUUCAUCCAUUAAAGUAGAACUAAACAACCAUUUAUAAAUGUUGAGGAGUAAUGGAGGAAAUAAAGCACACUUUGAAUGAUGAGUUGUUUUUCACUGGGCUGAGUUGUUGCAUUUUUGAAGCUAAUUCCUACCAAUACCUCUUUCAAAAAGUUCUAGCAUGAAUGAUUUUUAGCUCUCUUUAAACAUUUAUUUUUGUGCAUGGCUUGGCUGUAAAACAAAAUUCACCAUGACUAAGAAACUACAUGCACUCAGUUGAGAGGAAGUAUUUUUUUAGUUCUUUAAAGUAAUCCUGUUAUAUUAUUAAAUCUGACACUAUCAGUAGUGAAUCCAGGCCUCUGCCUAUUUCUAGCGUCUUUGAUGGCCAGCUCUCUGGCUGUCUCUCUGAUAUGCAUCAGCAGCAGCAUCAGUAGCAGCACAGAGCUGGCUAUAUAAGAGCUGUGUUACAUUAUGAACAAAAUCAUCUGCAGAAUAUUUAGGGUCUGAUUCUUAGGACGUUUUGUAUCUUAACUACAGUAAUAACAUCAGGUAAUACAACAUGUUUCUCCUGUACAUUGUACACCAUGUUCUAUUAUGAGUGUAAAUUUCACUUGUUUAAAUAGGAUGAUGAAGAGAUGAGAUGAUUUAAGUUAUGGUAGCUUAUGCCUGUCAGUAA
This is a messenger RNA of Seriola dumerili (greater amberjack), 5406 nucleotides long. RefSeq names its product t-complex-associated-testis-expressed 1 (gene drc5). Gene Ontology annotation, molecular function: protein binding. The record is from RefSeq and is a predicted model, not a curated record. NCBI's taxonomy places the organism in Eukaryota, Metazoa, Chordata, Actinopteri, Carangiformes, Carangidae. The coding region runs from base 86 to 1429 and encodes 447 amino acids. The transcript has 5 exons.